Molecule: messenger RNA, 3227 nt
Organism: Sphaeramia orbicularis (orbiculate cardinalfish)
Lineage: Eukaryota; Metazoa; Chordata; Actinopteri; Kurtiformes; Apogonidae
Product: B-cadherin
Exons: 15
Coding region: 300-2741 (813 amino acids)
Biological process (GO): multicellular organism development; homophilic cell-cell adhesion; cell-cell junction assembly
Cellular component (GO): adherens junction; cytoplasm; plasma membrane
Molecular function (GO): beta-catenin binding; cadherin binding; calcium ion binding
Source: RefSeq, a predicted model, not a curated record
GUGCCUGAGGUCACCUUUAGUUUCCUUGUUUUCCCCAACUUUGCACUGAUAAGAUCAAAGAGCUACUUGGCUUUAACAGGAGAAACGUAAAGCACAGGUAAAAUAUUCUAUAGCCGUGAGUGGUUUUGGAAUGAAUGAGCUCUACCAGAUGUGACUCAUGGACCUGGAAAAGGACACAUUUAUUACACGGAAUAUGGAUGCAAAGAAAAUGGAAUAAGUGAGUAAAUGUUAUAAGACCGAGGAAGGAGCUGAUUCAGUCCAGUGACGGUUAAACAUUAUUCUGGAGUUCUACCAAAAAGAUGGGGGGAAACAUUUGGAUUUUGAGAUUCCUUUUUUUGCUGUUUCAAGUCUGGUGUUUUGUUGCCGUGGCUGAAAUGGAGAUCCAGCCACACCACCUCAACAACAGAACCAUCUGUAGUGAUGAGAUCUCUAUCAGUAACAAGCUUGAUUUAAGUUUAGAGCUCCCCAUCAUUCAGUUUCCACGUAUGUCUGGCAGUUUGCAGCGGAUUAAAAGGGAAUGGGUUAUUCCUCCAAUUAACUUUCCAGAGAAUGACAGGGGGCCUUAUCCUAAACACAUGGUUACGAUCAAAACAAGCAAAGAUACAAUGGUAGAGAUAACAUACAAGAUCACCGGACCUGGGGCUGACCUGCCCCCUGUGGGUGUUUUUACCAUUGGUGGCCGAUCUGGGGUGUUAUAUGUGACCCAGCCACUGGACAGAGAAAAAACAUCCAGAUACACCCUGAGGGCCCACGCACUGAACGAGGGCAUCAAGACUGAGGAACCCAUGGAGCUCAUUAUUAACGUUAUUGACCAGAAUGAUAAUGCACCAGAAUUUACACAGAACCCUCUCUAUGGCCAAGUGAACGAAAGUGCUGCCAUUGAUGCUUCGGUCAUGCAAAUAACAGCAGUGGAUAGAGAUGACCCACGCACAAGCAAUGCUAUGAUUAGAUAUCAGAUAAUGUCUCAAAGGCCACAAAUCCCCAAAGAGAACAUGUUUGCCAUAAACCCAGUGACUGGAAUAAUCAGUGUGAUUGCACCUGGACUGGACAGAGAGGCUCACCCUAGGUACGAGCUGAUCAUUGAGGCUGCUGACAUGGAAGGGGAUGGGCUAAAGGCCACUGGCACUGUUGUUAUCGCCAUUAACGACAGCAACGAUAAUGCUCCACGAUUCACUGUCACAUCUGUAUCUACAUCAAUCCCUGAGAAUGAAGUUGGCAUGGAGGUACUGAGGUUAAAAGUCACUGACCAGGAUGAGAAAGGAUCUCCAAACGCCAACACCAAAUAUUCAAUAGUCAAAGGAAAUGAAGCAGGACAUUUCAGUAUCACCACAGGCCCUGAUAAAAUGGAAGGAAUCCUCACCACAGCAAAGGGGUUGGAUUUUGAAAGCAUCUCUGUUUACACUCUACUGGUGGUGGUAACAAAUGAGGUGCCCUUUUCUGGACCGGUGUCGACCUCCACCGCCACAGUCACCAUUACAGUCACGGACAUGAACGAGCCUCCUGUUUUCAGCCCGACACAGAUCCACAAAGACAUGCCAGAAGAUGCAGAAACUGGGAGAGAUGUGGCGAAGCUCAGAGCAAUAGAUCCAGAUAAAGCCAGGAAAACAAGCAUUAAAUAUAAACUACUUAAAGAUGCUGCUGGAUGGCUCAACAUUGAUAAAGACACAGGACUGGUCACAGUUAAAAACAGCAUGGACAGAGAAUCACACUUUGUACAAGAGAACAAAUACACAGCCAUAGUUGUGGCUUAUGAUAAUGAUACUGUUCCAGCUACUGGGACAGGAACUCUGGUGGUGACUUUAUUAGAUGUGAAUGAUCAUCGGCCCGUAGUACUGCAGAGGGAAGUCACUCUGUGCAGCAGUGACCCAGUUCCUGUUCACCUGGACAUAGAGGACCUAGACGGACCUGGUCACGCUGGACCAUUUUCUGUACAGCUACAAGGAGAGCACCGGAUCAACUGGACCGUUCACACCAAUUCUACAAGUAACGUGGCGUUGCUGACCCCCAAACGGGAGUUGUCACCUGGAAACUACAUGGUGUUAAUGCGUAUCUAUGAUGCUGGGAGGCUCUACCAAGACAGCACCCUGAAUGUAGAUGUGUGCCAGUGCCAAGGGGCUGUCGACGCCUGCUUCAUCCCACAUUCAGCACCUCGUCUGCACAUUCCCUCUUUGACAACCUCAGUUCUAGGAGCUAUAUUUGGUGUUCUGUUACUGCUGCUGCUGCUGCUGCUGCUGUUUCUGCUAAAAGGGAGGGAGAGGUCAGAGAAAGAUAUCUGUCUUCUUGAGGAUGUACCUAGAGACAAUAUUUUCUACUAUGAUGAAGAGGGAGGAGGGGAAGAAGACCAGGAGUAUGACCUGAGCCAACUCCACAGAGGACUGGAUAACCAUCCUGAAGUCCUCUGCACUGACGUGUUUCCUACGAUGCAGACUCGUCCAAGUUACCGUCUUCGUCCUCAAGCUAAUGAGGAUGUAGGCCACUUCAUAGAGGACAACUUGCAGAUUGCAGACGCUGACCCCACAGCUCCUCCAUACGACUCUCUGCUGGUGUUUGACCAUGAGGGCGGUGGCUCGGACGCAGAUUCACUCAGUUCCAUCAACUCCUCAAAUGAAGACCAGGACCAGGACUUUCAGAGCCUGGCCCAGUGGGGGCCACGCUUCAGCAGGUUGGCUGACAUGUACUCAGGGGGCAUAGAGGAGGAUGACGACACAGAAACACUGCCAGGAAAAACAGAAUGGGUCUGAUAUGGUUAAAUGUAUGUAUUGUAUGUAUUUAACCAGUUGGCCAGUGAUAGGAGGCAUUUGUGAAUCUUUAAAUCCAGCAAAUAUACCAGAUUUUUAUGAAACUUACCAAUAUAAUACCAAAUACAUUUACACAUUAAAUUAUUUUUUGUUGAUGUUUGUCUUAAUCUUAACAUUACUUUUAUACCAAAUUCUGAAUGUCUGUAAUUUCAUAAUUCAUUUGCAUUCAUAACUUAAUCACAUAUGUUGUAUUCUAUUACAUUAACACUGUGCUGAAAACUACCUGAUCAGAAUGUUACCUUUGGAGUUCCCCAGGGCUCAGUCAUGGGUCCAGUUUUAUUCGAAAAUUUUCUUUAUAUUGGCAUCAUGACUGGAUUAUUUACAUCUUUAUAUGUAACACAAUUUCCUCUUUUUUUCUUGGUUUAUGCUGUGAAACUGUGCUUUGUAAAUAAAAUUGGCUUUUAUUCACAAAUGCAUAUGGAUAUUUUC